AUGUUAGCGGAACGUCUCAAGGCAGUGGGGUUUGAUGCAAGCAGUGAAAAGACUGAAGUUGAGGAUGUCCCGGUGUCUAUGGGAACUACGUUGGUGGGUUUGAAGUAUGAUGGUGGUGUGGUUUUAGCUGCGGACUCCCGGACUUCAAGUAUUCCGGUUGUGAGCAGUGCAUAUGCCCGGAAGAUAAACAGAGUGUCAGAUAACAUUUACGUGUGCAGGGCGGGUCGUGCGAGUCAUACCAUGUACGUGGGGCGAUUGCUGAAGAAUCUGAUGGAGCAACAUCAGGUUGAAAUGAGUGGUAGUGGAACAAGUUCAUUGGCUAUCCCGUCUGUAAAAAGCGCCGCCAGCGUCGCAAGGAUCAUUUGCUACAACAAUCGUGACGUGCUGCUCAGCAGUCUUCUCAUCGGAGGCGUGGAUCCCGUAGACGGACCACAGCUGUACAACAUCGGACAGGGAGGCGCUCUGUUUACCAGAAACAUAAUCACCUGCGGGUCAGGAGGCACUUACAUCUCGGGGCUGGCCGACUCACUCUAUAAAUCAAACCUGUCCAAAGAUGAGGCAAUCAAGCUCGUCACCCUAUUAGUCAACCACGCCAUGAUGAGAGACAACGGCUCAGGAGGCAUCAUCAGGUACGUCGUCAUUGACCAGCAAGACGGAACAUCCGAGCACUUUGUCUCCUCAGCAAACCUUCAGAAACUCGAAACUAAAAUGGCCCACUCUGCUUGCUGA
Gregarina niphandrodes is the source of this 729-nucleotide messenger RNA. Its product is annotated as proteasome subunit beta type. The transcript has a single exon. Bases 1 to 729 code for a protein of 242 amino acids. NCBI's taxonomy places the organism in Eukaryota, Apicomplexa, Conoidasida, Eugregarinorida, Gregarinidae. Gene Ontology annotation, cellular component: proteasome core complex. Gene Ontology annotation, molecular function: threonine-type endopeptidase activity. The record is from RefSeq and is a predicted model, not a curated record.